AUGACAGACAGAAGGCGGAUCAACGGUCCCGUUGGCGGCACCUUGCCCCCAGUUUUUGCUGGCGACGAGACCACAGUCCUGUCGGAAAAGGCGACAAGCAGAACCAGGCCCGUCAACACAGCCCGGCCAAUAUUCCUCAAAACUGGCGUCACUCCUUCAGCAUCUGCCUACCUUGAGGUCCAAACAUCGGCUAAGCCUGGGGUUUCUGGCCUCAAACUGAGCUGUACGGUCCAUGGACCAAGAGCACUACCAAGAUCAAUGCCCUUCUCACCGCACAUCAUUCUCACUACUCAUGUCAAGUACGCUCCAUUCGCAACGAAGCAAAGACGGGGUUAUCUGAGAGACUCAACGGAGCGGGACCUCAGUAUUCAUCUCGAAACGGCACUACGAGGAGCCAUCAUCGCAGACCGCUGGCCCAAGAGCGGCGUCGACAUCAUCAUCUCGGUGAUCGAGGGCGACCAGGACCGGAGCCUCAGCAUUGGCGACCACGAUGAGGCUUGGGACACGAUGAACGUCUUGGCCGGAUGCAUCACGGUCGCAUCAGCAGCCCUGGCUGACGCCGGAAUCGAUUGCGUUGAUACCGUUGCGGGGGGUGUGGCGGCUCUGGUGGGCGGCGGUGAGAGCAAGGAUUCAAAACCGGAGGUUGUGGUCGACCCGCUGGCCUCCCAACACGACAAAGUUUUCGCAGCAUGCUGUGUUGCGUAUUUGCCAGAACGAGAUGAGAUUACAAAUCUAUGGUUCAAGGGGGAUUUGCCUGCAGCAGAUACCACACUCUACACAGGAAUGGUCGAAAAAGGCAUUCUCGCCUCUCAAAGCGCUAACCGUGUCCUGGUCAGCUGUCUGAAAGACGCCGCAGCUCAGAAUAGCUGA
This is a messenger RNA of Diaporthe citri, 870 nucleotides long. RefSeq lists its product as uncharacterized. Gene Ontology annotation, cellular component: nucleolus; cytoplasmic exosome (RNase complex); nuclear exosome (RNase complex). The record is from RefSeq and is a predicted model, not a curated record. The transcript has 2 exons. Lineage: Eukaryota; Fungi; Ascomycota; Sordariomycetes; Diaporthales; Diaporthaceae. Gene Ontology annotation, biological process: poly(A)-dependent snoRNA 3'-end processing; U4 snRNA 3'-end processing; nuclear mRNA surveillance. Bases 1 to 870 code for a protein of 289 amino acids.